AUGGUUGCUCCUGUCUACUCCUUUCUUGUCCUGGUUCUUGUCGGAGCUCAGGCUUUCCAGCCGGACCGCGGAGAUCUGCAGGCGGAUGUUGGUGAGCUGCAGAAGAUGAUGGCGAAGUCGGCCGAAGAGACGAAGACGUUGAAGAUGGAAAUGGAGGACCUGAAGACGACCAUUCUGACUGCACUCGGUGGCCUUACCGGAAACUCACCGGGUACCAAGCGCCAGCUUCCCGAUGAAAACGGAGACGUGAGCUUGACUGGGCAAACUGAAACGUCUGCUUAUGCCCUGGGUCUCCGCGGCCCGUCCGGCCGAGACGGUCGGGACGGCGCGCCGGGCCGGGACGGGGCUGCGGGAAGAGACGGGCAGCCGAGGGGCGACAUUGGGCCGGAGGGGCCUGCUGGCGAGCAAGGAGAGAGAGGAGCGGACGGGAACGGAGGAGGUUCCGUGUACAUCCGCUGGGGAAGGACCACCUGUCCGAAUGACACCGACACGUCAAUCAUUUACGACGGCAUCGCUGGAGGCACACACUACAGCCACAGCGGAGGAGGCGCCAACUACGUCUGUCUACCGAAGGAUCCUGAGUGGGGAGUCUUCACGGAUGGAAGCCAGGGUACCGGCGCGUACAUGCAGGGGGCGGAAUACCAACUCGGCUCAAACAGCCCUUUCCAAGGCGCCUCCCUCUAUGAUCACGACGUCCCCUGCGCUGUCUGCCACGUGGCGUCUCGCGGCGCCAAGCUGAUGAUCCCCGCCCGUCUCAGCUGUCCUACCGGCUGGACUCGGGAGUACAAGGGGUACCUCAUGACUGAAUAUCUCAAUUACCACCGCUCCGAGUUUGUCUGCAUGGACGGGGAGCCCGAGACCAGGCCCGGCGGACACGUGAACGAGAACGGCGCGCUGUUCUAUCCGGUAGAAGCCAGCUGCGGGUCCCUGCCGUGUCCCAACUACGUGCAGGGUCGUGAGCUGACCUGUGUGGUCUGUACCAAGUAAUGCCCGCGUCGUCAAUGACACGAAGCCACAGCGCCAGGGUCGUAAAGUAGACAUUGAGGCUUAAUCAAGCCAAGUCGUUUGCUGAAUAAAAUGCAAA
Branchiostoma floridae (Florida lancelet) is the source of this 1084-nucleotide messenger RNA. Its product is annotated as short-chain collagen C4-like. The record is from RefSeq and is a predicted model, not a curated record. Bases 1 to 987 code for a protein of 328 amino acids. The transcript has 6 exons. NCBI's taxonomy places the organism in Eukaryota, Metazoa, Chordata, Leptocardii, Amphioxiformes, Branchiostomatidae.